AUGAAUAAUAAAAACAAUAAUAAUUUUGUUGAUAUUUUAAAUAAGGAAAAUCAAUUUUUAAGAAAUAAAAACCAAACAUUAAAUGAUCAAAACACAUCGCUAUAUAAGAUAAUUCACGAUAUGAAAGAGUUGAUGAUUAAAUUUAAUAAUUUCCCAAAGGUAAUCAAAUAUUAUGAAAAUGAGCUAAAAGAAAAAAAUAAUGAAAUUGUAGAUAUAAAAAAGAAAUCAGAUGAAGAAUUUAAUGCAUUAAACAACUCUAUUAAUAAACAAAUAGAAUAUGAUAAUAUUGAAAAAAAGAACAAGGAAGAUAUUAUAGAAGGUUUAAAGAAAACAGUUCAAGAAAUUGAAAAUCAAAAAUAUAUAGAUUCAAAUGAAUAUGAAAAUCAAUUAAUAGAUUUAAAAUCUAAAAUCAAAAUUUUUUUAGAAAAAGAAAAAGAAUAUAUAAAAAUAGAAUCAGAUUUAAAAUCAGAAAAGGAAUGGAUCAUUAAUACUAAAAACAAUGAAAUCCUAAUUGCCCAAAAUUCUAAAAAAGAUAUCGAAAAACAAUUAAAUGAAAUUACAAGAGAGAAUGAAAUGUUAAAAAAACAAAUUUUAAAUUAUCAACAAACAAUAAAAAAUACACAACAACAAAUACAACAACGCCCAACUGGUAAUAUUUCAUAUUUAAAUAUUUCGCCAUCCUCCUCUACCUCGUCAACCAAUGAUGAGUAUCAAUCGAAAUCCAACAUCCCAGCAAAUAAUACAUCGUCCACUUCCUCAAACCAUCUAUCUCUACCCAAUAAUAAAAAAUCAAUUUCAAUUACUAGAAAAUCAAAUUGGUAA
Messenger RNA from Dictyostelium purpureum, 822 nucleotides. RefSeq lists its product as uncharacterized. The record is from RefSeq and is a predicted model, not a curated record. Lineage: Eukaryota; Evosea; Eumycetozoa; Dictyosteliales; Dictyosteliaceae. Bases 1 to 822 code for a protein of 273 amino acids. The transcript has 4 exons.